Messenger RNA from Hemibagrus wyckioides, 1989 nucleotides. RefSeq names its product anti-Muellerian hormone type-2 receptor-like. The coding region runs from base 125 to 1588 and encodes 487 amino acids. Gene Ontology annotation, biological process: cellular response to growth factor stimulus; protein phosphorylation; BMP signaling pathway. The transcript has 11 exons. Lineage: Eukaryota; Metazoa; Chordata; Actinopteri; Siluriformes; Bagridae. Gene Ontology annotation, molecular function: ATP binding; transforming growth factor beta receptor activity. The record is from RefSeq and is a predicted model, not a curated record. Gene Ontology annotation, cellular component: signaling receptor complex; plasma membrane.
GUGGCGUUUUGUUGUUGGAAUCAUCCCACGUGGGAGUGAACGAGCGUCUUCAAGGUCAUCUCUUUUCCUUUCUGUUUUCCCGAAGCAUCUGUGCAAAGCGUUCGUCUGUUGGUCCCCGUGAAGAAUGCGACUCUCACUGAGAUCUGUUCUCACAGCAUCCAUAGCUUGGUUGUCGACAUGCAUCCCGUCCCCAGCGGUCACUUCAGACAGGAGAUGUGUGUUCUUGGCUAGUCCACAGAACACUAAAUGGAUCCGGAGAGCAGGGAAUAUAAGUGGACCCAGUCAGCACUGUGCCAGAACUGAGUGCUGUAUGGGUUACUUCCUGCUGGAUAGCCGAAAGCCGACACCCAUCCUCUUGAGUUGUAGUAUAAUCCAAACCAGGUGCCCAAACUCCUCAUGCCAUGCAUCACUUCUUCAUCAGAAGUUCAUUAGGUGUGUCUGCAGCUCAGAUUUCUGCAAUGCGAACAUCAGCUUUAAUCAACAAGCCCAGCAGACUGAAUACACACAGCCUCAGUAUUCCUCAGGUACUACAGAUCUUCUGACCGUCAACGUCCUCAUUAUUCCUGCUGGAGCUCUGUUUCUAUUCAUUUCCCUUGUAAUGGCACUGAAGUGGAAAAUUCUUCUUAAGCAAUGCAGACCUGUAACACCUCCGAACACACAUGAUGUCUUUGAGAUUUCUAAUACUGACCUGGAUAAACACCUGGAGAUGCAGAAAGUUAUCGCUUGCGGCCAUUUUGCAAGCGUGUGGCAGGGAAUAUUCCAGGGAUCGUCCGUAGCCUUGAAAGUGUUUCCGACAGCGCUACAGCAAGAGUUCAACAAAGAGAAAGACGUCUACAAGCUGCCUUUAAUGACGCAUUCUGGGAUCGUAAGGUUUUUUGGACAUGGAAAAAUUGGGAAAGAGUUUUUGCUGGUAUUGGAACUGGCAACCCAGAGUUCUUUGAAUGCAUUGCUGUCCAGAACCGUGUGCGACUGGGCCUGUACUCUAAAACUAGCUCGAACCCUAUCGCAAGGAUUGGCCUAUCUGCACACGGACUUAAAAAUGAACGGAGUCUAUAAACCAGCGGUGGCACACUGUGAUCUCAGCAGCAGUAAUGUUCUGGUGAAAGCUGAUGGUUCUUGCGCUCUGUGUGACUUUGGAUGCUCCACAGUGCUACAGAGACGGGGAUAUUCAGGCAUAGUCGAGGGCAAAAUGCAAAUGGGGACACUGCAGUACAUGUCACCUGAGAUCUUGGAGGGAUGCGUUAAUCUGAGCAGCGGACGUUGUUUGCUCCAGGCAGAUGUGUAUUCGUUAGGGCUACUGCUUUGGGAGAUGCUGAUGCGGUGCUCUGACCUCUGUACAGGUUCUCCUGGUCCUGAGCAUACGCUGCCUUAUGAGAUGGAACUGGGACGCAGUCCAUCCCUUGAAGAUCUUCUUACUUUUGUGGUGGAGAAAAGACACCGUCCAGCUAUACCUCACCUGUGGGCCAGAGUCUCCCAGGACUUGCUUCUCCAAGAGCUGCUUGAAGACUGCUGGGAUCACGAUGCAGACGCAAGACUCACAGCAGAGUGUGCAGCUAAUAGAUUAGCCUCGUUAACCCUCGAAGACUGAGUGCUAACAUAGCAUUGCUUAACGCUGUAAUAACUGAUGAAGUGAAGUGAUAUUAGCAAGAGUGAAGAGUCUAACACAUUUCGGUGAGAGUGUUUGCUAUCAGAUUACUGUCCAGGGAAACAUAACAACAUUGAAGCACAUAAGGUAGUGAAGAAAGAAUGGCAUAAAGAGGAUAAUUAGUUUGUCUUCAUUGUAUAUACGUAUUUUAAUUGUGCAGACAUGAAUUAGCGCUCUAAGAGUAAGAAAAUCAGGUCAGGUUUUUCCACACCAACACCACUGGUGCACUUGUUGGUUUCAAAUUCCCAGAAUGCACUGCUGUUAUGCAACACAGUUUCUGUGAGCUUUGACCCAUUUUUACAUACUUUUUUCCCUGCUUUGCAAAAUAAACUGCGUUGGCAAAA